AUGUGGCUGCUGGCAUUUGAGGUUUCCCGACGUCACGAUUCUCGCACGAUUCACGUCAUCUUCUGCACUUUCAAGGAAUUCAAGGGUGGUGUUGGUGGUGGUGGUGGUGGCGGUAGUGAACUGGGUCUGAUUUAUCUCCACGUAAGGUGA
Molecule: messenger RNA, 150 nt
Organism: Mesocestoides corti
Lineage: Eukaryota; Metazoa; Platyhelminthes; Cestoda; Cyclophyllidea; Mesocestoididae
Source: the annotation of a GenBank genome assembly